This is a messenger RNA of Phascolarctos cinereus (koala), 673 nucleotides long. RefSeq lists its product as uncharacterized. Gene Ontology annotation, molecular function: G protein-coupled receptor activity. The record is from RefSeq and is a predicted model, not a curated record. Gene Ontology annotation, cellular component: plasma membrane. NCBI's taxonomy places the organism in Eukaryota, Metazoa, Chordata, Mammalia, Diprotodontia, Phascolarctidae. Gene Ontology annotation, biological process: positive regulation of Rho protein signal transduction; phospholipase C-activating G protein-coupled receptor signaling pathway.
AUGAAAGAUCUCAGAAGGUAUCUGGUGUUCAAAUAUCUCCAGUAUCUCAUCUUGCCAUUUCCCAAUGUCGUCAUCAGCUUGCUGGGCCUGUGUGCCAGUUCGUAUGUCACGCUGCUCCUGAUGUCUCCCAACAUUUCCAGGAAAUCCACAGUGGUAUUUAUUCAGAAUGUGGCCCGGGCAGACAUCCUGGUGGGGUUUAGUGUGUUUGCCAUGAUCCAAGAUGCCUCCCAGGGUGAAAGAUCGUCAUGCUCUUUUCAGACAGCCCUGUGGCAAAACUUCCAGACUGCAAAUGCCCACAUCAGCUCCCUUUUGCUCAGCUGUGUAAGUCUGGAGGCCUUUCUGAUCACAUUCCUUCCAGCUGAGACCCGCCAUGUAAGAACCGUCAGAUCUGCUAGGGUGGCUUCUAAGUUCAUCUGGACUUCUGUCAUUGUUGAGUGUAUCAUUUAUCAGCUGGAGUGCUUAAAGGACCUCAACAUCACUUCUCUGGGUGCACCCAAGUACACGUUGGUGCUGCUUAACUUCUGCAAUGGAGCAGCAGCCCUGAUGAGGUGGUUCAUUUAUCCCAUCGGUUUACUCUUACGAAUCAUCAACGUCUAUCUCUUUUAUAAGAUAUUCUUCAGCAGGUCGCCUUGAAGUGAUUCAAAAAGGAGAUGCUCAGUGACUGGACAGAGGA